AUGCUUCUUCAGACAUGGAGCAGAAACGCAUUCACUGGCUCCAUUCCCGACUUUGGCAAUCUAAAACAGCUGCAAUUCCUUCGUCUUAACGACAAUAAUUUGAAGGGAGCAGAAUCGCCAAAUCAACAACUGGAAUUUUUCUCUUCUUUAACAAACUGCCCAUAUUUGCUUCAAUUGGAAUUUAGCAACAAUGCCAUGAUGAAUGGUAUCCUUCCGGCUUCCAUUGGGAACUUAUCUGGUUAUCUUUUCAGCAGCAUACGGGGAACUAUUCCUCCCGGAGUUGGAAAUUUGAGGAAUUUGCAGGUUUUGGAAUUAUCCAAUAAUCGACUCAUCCCGACAACGAUUGGAUACUUGGAAGGACUUGUGAGGUUGUAUCUAUAUAACAACCGUUUGGAAUGGGGCAUCAUCCUGACUACAUUUGCAGAAGGAAAUAUACCAGCAUCUUUUGGAAAUGUGACACAACUUGAGUCGUUGGACUUGUCUUCAAAUCGAUUGGAAGGGGAAAUUCCAACAGAGCUAACAAAGCUCACAUUUCUUUCUGUCAUAAACCUUUCCAUGUAUAAUCUUUCAGGAAAGAUACCUCAAUCCAAUGGCCAGUUUUCCACAUUUGAAAAUACAUCAUAUGUUGGGAACUCUGGACUAUGUGGAUUUCCGUUAACACGAAAAUGUGAAGAGCCUUCGCCUCCUAUGAUCCUGCAAGAAGAUGGUUAUGAUGAUUAUGGUAUUCUAGAUGGAUUCUGUUGGCAGGCGAUUGUUUCUGGAUAUGGAUUUGGAUUCGUAAUCGGUUGUGUGAUUCUUGGGUAUGGAAGGCCUAAAUGGUUGGUGGAAUGGAUCUACAGAUUUUACAGGUUAAAGAUGAGAAGCCGUAGAGGAAAUGUGGCACCACAAAGAAGAAGAAGAAGAUAA
Molecule: messenger RNA, 906 nt
Organism: Salvia splendens (bonfire salvia)
Lineage: Eukaryota; Viridiplantae; Streptophyta; Magnoliopsida; Lamiales; Lamiaceae
Product: putative receptor like protein 25
Exons: 2
Coding region: 1-906 (301 amino acids)
Molecular function (GO): protein binding
Source: RefSeq, a predicted model, not a curated record